AUGGAGAGCAACGGCAACGGCAAUAACAGCAACAACGCGAAGGUCGGGAACGGCUGUGGCGGCGGCGCGGCGGAGGCGCCGAGGAGGCCGCACUGGAGGCACCGGGACCGGUCGGCCACGGCGGUGUACCUCGUCCACCCCGACCAGUUCCGCGCCGUCGUGCAGCAGCUCACCGGCGCCGAGGCUCCCCCGCCUGUCCAUGGGCAUUCUGGCGGCAACGGCGGUGCGGACCGGGGCGCGGCAAUGGCGGUGGAGGCGACGAAGGGCAGGAGUGGCGCUGGCAGCAGCGUGGAGCAGCGGACGCUGGCUCAGCUGCACCACGACUGCUUGGCAUGGGCCGACGAGUGCUAG
Molecule: messenger RNA, 351 nt
Organism: Triticum turgidum subsp. durum (durum wheat)
Lineage: Eukaryota; Viridiplantae; Streptophyta; Magnoliopsida; Poales; Poaceae
Source: the annotation of a GenBank genome assembly